UUUCCCGCUACUGCUCUCUUCUCGCGGUUGCCUCUGUUUUUAUACCCACUUGGGCCAUUUUUAUAUAGUUCAAAUUUUGUCCAUUCGCUGCUUUUCUUUUUCCUCAGUCGAGUCGCCGCUGCUGUUUGUACUGUGACUUUUCCUACCAUACCAACACUACUACCACUACACCGCCACCUAACCCAUAACACUUUACCGACAAUAUUUUUCUACUUUUUACUUCCUAAUAUUAUUCAAAAAUUCGAUAGUUUACCGUGAAUUGUUCAGUUUUGCCUCCGUGUAUUCGUUUAUUAAUUUCCUGACAUUCUUCUCUUUUUUUCUGGUUCCCAGCGGGUAAGAAGCGCAGCGCUGAGUUGAAAAGUUGUCACAACUGUUAUAAUUCCAUUAUCUGAAUUAAGCGUUUUUAGCGGCGCAGACAUCAUCACAUUCUAUUUAUAUUACUUAGGCAGACUUUGAUUGAUAACAAACCUUUACCUCUGCUUCAUCAAAAACUCAAAAAAACUGAACUACUUCAACUAUUUUUAGUUAAUAUUACUUCUGGUUAAUAAAAGUUGUGUCAAAUUAUUGAAAUUUGACUUGAAAAUCUCUGGCUUUGUCUAUUCGUUUUACGUCAGCGGAAUUUUCAGAGAAACGUGAAAAUGGGCUGCAGCGGAUCAAAGAGUUCUACUGAGGGGGUGACUGAUCCCGUCAAAACAGAGGAGGGAAAAACGAAUGAAACGCCCGAGGCAGAUGUAGCUCAAAACGGAUCCGCCGCUGGUGCGGCUGACUCGAAACCUGCUGCCACAGAGGCAGAAGCGGCGAAUGAUGAGGCAAAGAAGCCGAGCUCGGAAGAGGACUCAAACAUCAAAGCGAUCGAGGAACAGGGCGACGAUCAGGAGGGGGGCAAGGUCAGUGCACCCUCUGCUAAUGAGCAAACAGCCGGGGGGACAGCAGCGAAGGGGGAGCCAGCUUCUGCUGUCGAACCAGAGGCACCUAUAGUACAAACAGAAUGAACCCAUUCGAACUCAAUUUUUCCUCCCACUCUCCCACGGCCGCUUAUAAAAAGAAUCCCAAUGUGUCUCCCAAACAAUUUUCGACCCAUAACUCAAAUUAAAAAUUCAAACAAUCAUACUGCCCUGUAACUUCCUUUUUGCUACUCGUUUGAAUAAUUCACACAGAAUGUCUCCUUAAGUGUCUUGAGUUCUCUGAAUCCGAUUUUUGAUAAUUUCUCAAAUAUUAUUCCAUUAUUUCAGGGGCGGAUUU
Symsagittifera roscoffensis is the source of this 1242-nucleotide messenger RNA. RefSeq lists its product as uncharacterized. The transcript has 3 exons. The coding region runs from base 639 to 992 and encodes 117 amino acids. NCBI's taxonomy places the organism in Eukaryota, Metazoa, Xenacoelomorpha, Acoela, Convolutidae. The record is from RefSeq and is a predicted model, not a curated record.